Molecule: messenger RNA, 204 nt
Organism: Penicillium cinerascens
Lineage: Eukaryota; Fungi; Ascomycota; Eurotiomycetes; Eurotiales; Aspergillaceae
Exons: 3
Coding region: 1-204 (67 amino acids)
Source: RefSeq, a predicted model, not a curated record
AUGGCCGGCUAUCGACCUCCUACCCCGUCUCCGAGCUUUAUCGAUAUGGAUGCCUCGGAAGUACUUCGUACGAUUGCGACGCUCAACACACGGAGUUCGCUAGCGCAGACCAGCAACGAGCUCGACGAGACUGUCAAAGUGGCCGAACUUCUCUACGAUGUCAAUCGAAGGCUUGGGACCGUCACGGACUACCUCCUUAGAUAG